AUGGCCGCCGCCAUGGUCGCCUCCGAAUCCUCCCUCAGCAGUCGUGUUUCCUUGAUCUCGCUCGACCCGGCGGUCGCCAGUCACAUCACGGGCACUACGAGGACGACCACCCUUCCGUCGGCGUCGCAAUAUGGUUCCAGCCCAAGGAAAAGUACCAAAACGCCUGACACCGACAUCUCCCGCAGCCACAACAGAAAUAAUUCUGCUCCUAGUGUUUCGGACAGGAAGGGACCGACGUCGCUAAGGCGCGUCAAGGACAGCACGGAGGUCUUGAGACAGCGCUCGACAAAAUCGUCCACCAAAAAGCCUAAAAAGUCGCUGGAGACGGUUCCGGACAAUAUCCACGGCCGCAACUUCACUGUCGGCAAUGUGGGAACCGGGGGGAUCCUUUAUUUGACGCCGUCAACACUUCAAAUGGGCAAUGCUUCUCCACAUUCUAUUGUCUCACCAGUGCUUUUGCCCUCGGCAGUCCCAGCUGUCCUGAACAACGGCGCGCAGCGGCUUCCAAUGGACGAAAAGGCGCCAACCACCAGGUCCGUGUCCUCUUCCCAAUCUCAACGAACGGCCUCUUCGAAACUGUCCGUUAGACCUUCCCCGAGACCCAAAGCCUUCCCCAAUCAUGGCCGGUCGCAAUCCUUUUCUACCCUCGAGGAGCAUCGCCAAUCUUUGCUGGCUCCACAGUCGCGGACGCUGAAGAUCAUCAUCAAUCGCCCCGAAACCGCAAGGCCAAAGACGUCCCAAGAGUCCACUGAAGAGCCGGCUUUAGAAUUCCACCCUACUCUGGAAGUUCCUAUCCCACAUUAUCGUAUUGGCACUUUUCGCCUCAGUUCCAAUGGCACCCCAGUACUACGGGGGUCUUCAUACACGACGGCGUCUCUCGCUCCCUCGGACGUCACCCCUACACAAGCAAUCAUGCAGGCAGAAGGAUUUUUGGCGGCACCUCCAUCUGCUAGCCUCAAAGCUUUUGCAAACUUCGAAGCAACAGGGACGACAGCCGAGGAGGAGGAGGCAGCACCUGGCGCACCUCCCAUGCCGCCGCUCUCCAAGACUGCGUCCACAACGACUUCGAGCUUGCCCAGCAUCGUCCAACCACAAGUAUUUGACCACCUGACCCAGAUCUACGAUGACCCCUCGAUUGUCCGGUAUUGCCAGAACGUGAGGGAAAUCACCGCGGCCACUCCUGCUCGGAUCAUUGCUCAAAUCUCGUCGGAUUCCUUCAUGGACUAUGAACUGGUAUCCGACUUUUUUCUCACAUUUCGGUCCUAUAUGUCAACUUAUCAAGUGCUUGACCUUCUCCUUGCAAGAUUAAGGUGGGCUAUUGGUCGCUUGGAAGAGGACGGCAGGAUCAUCCGCGUACGCACUUUUGCGGCUCUUCGCCAUUGGAUCCUGAACUAUUUUAUGGAUGAUUUUUUUAUUGACCACCGCCUUCGAGUCCGCUUCUGUAACGAGGUCAACAGGCUCUACAACGACGUCAAGACGAACCCGGAAAACGGAUUUAGCGAUCUCAAACUCUUGCGCGACUUAAAGAGGUGCUGGAAUGGUCGCUGUUCCUUAUGCUGGGGCCCGGAGAACUUUGAUUUGGAUGGCGAACAGGAGGAAGAUAUUCAACCUGGAGGGCUGGUCGAGACGUAUCGUACACCAAGGCCAUGGAUCGGCGUUCAACCGGUUCGGGCCUCGCAUGACCCUCCUCAACCACCGCUCUUUCGAGGGCAGCAACAGAGUUGGUUCGAAACGGAUACUGCUGUCAGGCCAAGCCAUGACCGUCAAGCUUCAGACAAUUCUGGUCUUCUGAGUGAUGGUAGCGUCCAAGCAACUUCUUGCUUCGUCCCCAAGAACCUCCUGCGCCCCGGUGCUGGUGCGAGUGAAACCCAUUCAAAAGCUCCUCAUCCGGUCUCUGUUCAAUUGAGACGAAAGAAUGCGCCCGCCAAUCUGCAAGUGGUAACUCAACCCGUACCAACUCAAAAGGUCAUUGGCCACAGGAGAGGAGCAAGCUCUAUCGACAGCAAUAGGGAGUCAACCCCUCGCAAAAUAAAAGCCGAACCUUCUGCCCGGGUUGUGGACGACGGUAGCAUCAUCCGAGGACUUCUUUACAGUCCAAGCACUCCUUUCGUCCACAUUGUAUCUUCUCACUCCACUCAGUCGCUUGAUAGACAUGAAUUGGGAGCCUCUCGAGGAGGACCUAGAAGGGAGCAUGGUACGCAAUCCGCGACACCACCCGUUGCGAGGAAUAUCUUCGGUUCAAUACGAAAAGUCCUCGGAAGUAAGCAGGGUCAUAUUGAUAUGACCCUCCUCACUGUUUCUCAAUCUGCUCAAGAUGUACCGAUUCGAGGCCAAAAAGCACAUUUGCCUCUCAAUGUGUCCAAAUCUCACGAUGAACUGCGCAACAAGUCGGGAGCCGGCAUGCCCAGGAAGGGCGAAAUGCGCAUUGACCUCCUCUCAGCUGCAGCAUGUCAGAACUACGAGACUAGGUUUCCUUCAAAACAUCGAAUCAGUUACGCGCCCUUCUUUGCCAUCAACCGUCCUAUUCAGCCAGCCACAUCUGCUGCAGACGUGCAUGAGCCACAGCGCAUGCCAAGUCAUGCUACCCGGCAAAGUGGCUCAAUCUUGAUAGUUGAUGAUACAGGUCCAGAUUUUCCUUCGAUGUCUGGUGCGCUUCCAACAACAGACAAUGACUUCGAUUAUGCGGAAAUCGCUCCCUUACCAUUGCUCGGCGUUCAGAAUGCUACUCUUCUAGGCGAUCGAAAGGAAAGUUUCGAUGCGGUUGCAACGCAGAGGAGCUCGAACGUCCUUCCUCAUGAUAUAGAUCUGCCGCCGGCGCAAGAGAGCGGUGGUAGUUUGGAGCAGGUUACAACCGACCCACCCGAUCUGGGUGAUGUGUUCGAGGCACCUCCUGAGACUCCGGUCGCGCUCGAUAGAGCACAUUCUCCUACGACAGCCAGCUCCAGGACUGUUCGGGAAGAUAUUAUGCCAGUCGAUGCUUCCAUGGUUGGCGGACUUACCAUCCAGCCUGAAGAGGCAUCUAUCCCAGAAAGUAUGCAGGACGGAGAUGUGGAUAUGGGCCACUCGGAGUCGGGAAUGAGACUACCGCCGCAGACUCUUAGACGGAGGCCAGGAGGCGACUUACGUCGAGUUGAAAAUGUGCAAGAAUUGGAUCACACAUUUCACCAUGCUUCCAUAGAUACUGCCAGCGCAGUGUCUGGGUCACCUCACGAAUCGCUCCUUAUCAUGAAAACAGACACAGUCCGGCGGCGCACUCUUUCAGCAGAAGGUCCUCCGCCCAACAAGCCCAUCUCUCUGAUCAAUACGCAUUCCUCCCAGCACCUCCGACCUUCCUUCGAGGCAGCUAUAGCCGGCUUCUCUGACAUUCCCGAUGACGAAGAUGGUGGGCUCGAGGCAACCUUGAUGAAGCUUGAGGGUCGUUACGAGAAGAGAUCACCACCCAUGGAACAGCAUCCGUUGGACUCUACCGCGCGGCGGCGAUCACUUCCAGAGCUGAGCCGGAUGUCUCAACCGGAAUCUGGAAAUCUAGUAAGAGCUAUCAAAAUGCCAGCUCCUGCUCCACGCGAGGACAUUCGCACAACAGUUGAUGAAGUUGCCUCGGAACAGUCGGCCGACGAACCCCUGACACCGGAGCCUCUGGUUAUGGAAGCGAAGCCAGCGUCGUCUCGUCGAUCCUCGAUCUACGGACUCCCGACCGAAAGCGUUGCCGGUUCUGAUGAGUCUUAUGGGUCCCUGCCGCUGCUGAAACGUGAAGCGGGUCAUGAGAGUACUGCUGAGGCUCUGCCUACUAAACCAGGCACAGACUUGCCUAUGAUUGCGCCGGGUUAUUUCCCGCAAGAUCCUCCUCAGCUCUUUCACCUACCCAAAGGACCUCCACCGAGCGGGAACAAGCACAGAGGCAGCAUUCCCCGACCCGAGACUGCCAAUGACAGCACACGAUCCUUCCUUCUCGACGAAGAUGAGAACCUUUCGGACCUAUCUUCGGAGAUAUCUGUGGACAUCAUCAAUUAUUCCGAGGUUGCGGGCCGGUCCAUUUCACCCAUGCUCGCUGCGCCGGGAACAGCUAUAUCUGGGUUGGAGAUACCGGCACACCCGCUGACCUAUGCGUCGGUGGUGAAUCUGCGUAUCCCCACUCCGCCGGAAAGAGUCUCAGACCCCAUCCCACAGAUCAAGACAGCGCAAACCAAUAAGCCUCCGUACAACGAUCGGACGGUGGCCAGGCAGCCAGACAGAUCCUCUGCUCAGCCCUUAGCCCGUCUGCCAACCGGCCCAGCGCAUAUGCCUUUUAUUCUCGCUUGUGAUUCACAGAUCCUUGCUCAACAAAUGACACUGGUAGAAAAGUCCGCGUUGUCUGAAGUGGAAUGGUCAGAUCUGGUCGAGAUGCGGUGGGAUAGCAAGACCGCUGAAAUCCUUGAUUGGGUCGAGUGCGUGGCGAGUGGGAACGUUCGAGGAAUCGAUCUGGUCAGCACACGCUUCAACCUGGUUGUCAAAUGGACCUUGUCCGAAAUUGUUUUGACCCAGGACAUUCAUGAAAGAGCUCGAGUCAUCACCAAGUAUAUUCAUGUCGCUGCACAUGCUCGCCGAUUGCACAACUAUGCAACAAUGUUGCAACUCACGCUUGCGCUCACCUCGACCGACUGCACACGACUCGUGAAGACUUGGGAGUUGGUGCCCAGCCCGGACAAGUCGUUGUUAAAGAACAUGGAAGCACUUGCGCAGCCUUUGCGCAAUUUCCACGAUCUUAGGGUGGAAAUGGAAUCGUCCGAUCUCAGCGGCGGCUGUAUUCCUUUUCUAGGAUUGUAUAUUCGUGAUUUGACAUAUAAUGCACAGAAGCCUUCUCACGUUGCAGGGGUUCACGGGACCGAGCCGCUGGUCAACUUCGAACGCUACAGAAGCACGGCCAUUAUUGUCAAAGGCCUUCUACGGCUGAUUGAUGCCAGCUCAAGGUACAACUUCGAGCCGAUACAGGGAAUAAUUGAGCGGUGUCUCUGGUUGGCCGCUCUUAGUGAUGAUCGAAUACGCAGCGCGAGCAAGACAUUGGAAAACUAA
This is a messenger RNA of Fonsecaea erecta, 5049 nucleotides long. RefSeq lists its product as hypothetical. Gene Ontology annotation, biological process: positive regulation of GTPase activity; Ras protein signal transduction. The record is from RefSeq and is a predicted model, not a curated record. The transcript is spliced from 2 exons. Gene Ontology annotation, cellular component: plasma membrane. Gene Ontology annotation, molecular function: guanyl-nucleotide exchange factor activity. Bases 1 to 5049 code for a protein of 1682 amino acids. Lineage: Eukaryota; Fungi; Ascomycota; Eurotiomycetes; Chaetothyriales; Herpotrichiellaceae.